Megalopta genalis is the source of this 4071-nucleotide messenger RNA. RefSeq names its product POU-domain protein pdm3 (gene pdm3). The record is from RefSeq and is a predicted model, not a curated record. Gene Ontology annotation, molecular function: DNA-binding transcription factor activity, RNA polymerase II-specific; RNA polymerase II cis-regulatory region sequence-specific DNA binding. Gene Ontology annotation, biological process: regulation of transcription by RNA polymerase II. Lineage: Eukaryota; Metazoa; Arthropoda; Insecta; Hymenoptera; Halictidae.
GCCACUACGCAGCCAGACUGCGGACCGUCAGGAUUCAGGUCCAAGUUUUCGCGCCGAGUCGAGACCGCGCAACGUGCACACCACGCUGCCAGCGACACGAGGCCACGGGAUACCCCAGUCGAUCGGUGAAAGGCCAGUGGAGUAUCGAUCGAUCGAUCGUCGUCGUCGUCGUCGUCGGGUAGCUGAUCGGGGGCUGUGUCCGCUCCUGUACAUCUGGUGAGCAGCCCGCGGCGGGUUUACGCCCGUUUCACCCGGCGGAAGUGGUCGUCUUCGGGGGAGAGAUCGCCGGACUCAGGGAGCAGAAGACGCCUGGAAGUAACCGAAGGAGUUUGUGAAUAGGCCGAGUGAUCGGCGAGUGUGUGAUUCGAGAGUGAUCAGGGAAUCAGAGCGUAGAGGUGCGUGCGCCGCGCCGGUUCACUCGGCACGUGGACCACAGAGCAGACUCCACGCGUCACACUUCGGGGGACCCAUCCCUGCGAACUGUCUUCGUCUUCGACGCCGACGUCGUUGCUCUCGUGCGGACCAGGCGAUCCGGUGGACCGGGUCGCCGGCGCGGAGUGGAAAUUCAUCGCGUCCAUUGACUGCCGUUGUGUGCCCGGUGACUCUGAUAUCUCGGUGACUCUGUGCCCGUCUACCUGGACGUUUUUGUGCGUGAUCUACGGUGUCUCCGAGGCCGUGCCCGAGAGCGGGUUCAACGAGGUUCACGUGCUCGCCCGGCGACUGUCGAAAAUAUAUCGCCGCGAGGGCCACGUGCGGGAGGCGUUAAACGCGGCAGGUGCGCGGGACAGGUGGUGCGGAGUUAAUUGCACGCCGCAAUAAACGUAGACGUUCCGCGGGAGAUUGAUCAAGUGAGAGAGAGCAGGGGAUAGAGGGAAGCCGUUGCGGCGAAGAAACUGGCGAACGGUCCCAGCGACGACGACUCGCGCGAGUGAUGACACAAGGACUCUAAUAAACUCCUAAUUAUCGCCGCUGGUAAUUACCACACGCGCGUGACUCCCGUGUGUUCCCCGACGCGGAAUUGCACACGAUAACCAGCGGCCUGUGCGCGCACCGCGGACAAAUAGAAUAAUUAAAAUCGCAUUAAAGGAACCUCGUUUUCGUCCGUCUCUCUCUCGCACCCGACUCGCUUUGUCUCGCUCGGAAGGUGAACGAGCGGUCGUCACACGGACAUCAUUGUGUUGCCCGCGAGAUCUCGAUCUCGAUCUCCGCCUUCGCCUCCGCCACCGUCUCUCUCUCUCUCUCCCCCUCUCUCUGUCUGUCUCUCUCUCUCUCUCUCUCUCACUCCAUCGCCCGAUCGGCGAUAGAUUCGAAAUCGUCGGAGAUCGUGUUUCCUUCGCGUCCCUUCCGGGUAAUCGAGGUAUCGAGCCGUUUUCGCCAGGCACCGAGCAAUCAACUGUUUGCUUGUUAAUCGCUCCUAAUUACUCGCAAUUAACCGGCGUAAUUAAGUAGGCUGAUGUCACCGGCGGUCGAUGUAUUUGUGAAUCGUUUGUCCGUCGACGUCGGCCCGCCAUCGGGACUGCUCGCUGUUGUCGUCCGCUGCCGUUGGUACGCUGUUAUCGGUGACAAGUGAAAAAGACUGGGAACCCGAUCGAAGGCGGUCGGCGAGAGCAAGAUCGCGGGUCGAUCGUUGGUUCUGUGAUAAGAUCGAGAACGGGAUCGACGGACUCGCUGGCACUAAGGACAAGACUCGGUUCGAUCGAGCAGGUGGCAACGUGCUACGUGUACAAUUGCGGGCGCUACGAACUACGUCAGGACGACGUCCCACGCACAUCAGUCGCCGAUCUCCUUAGAUUACGAGUCCCCGGGAUGCAAGACUGACAUGGCGGAGGGUUCGGCCGAGGAGGAACAGAGCAGUACCGCUGCGCCCGCUUCCCCGCCAGCUGAUCUUCGCACUCUGAACACCCAAUUGUCGCCGCCUUAUCACCACCAGCCCCAUCUCCAACCUCGUCUUCAACAUCUGCAGCAUCCCAACAUGUUGGCGACCGCCGCACCGCCCCGGCACAGCCACAGCAUGCUGUCUCAUCAGGUGAAAAUGGAAGCCGAGUUGGACGCUCCCUGCGACGUGCCAUUGAAUCUCAAGAGCGAGGUUCAAAUUGCACAGUUCAACUACAACUUUGAGGACUCAAGAAAAUCGUUCACUAUUGACAGCGACAGGAGUAGCGCUGGCAGUCCAGAGCCGGCAACAACCAUCGGCUCGCUCCAUGAACACCAGAUGAUGAUGGAAGAGCUGAAGAACUCGCGGAAGAGGCGACGCAGUCCGUCACCUGAAAAUCUGCAUCAGGCGAAACGGGCGGCAGUGGCGCAGGCACAUCUUAAUGGGACAAGUGAGUCGGAUCGCCUACAAACACUGAUGCCCGGGAUGGUAACUCUGCAGAACCUUCAGAAUCUGGCGAGUCUGCAAAACCUGCCGCAAGUCGCCUCACUAGCCGCGGGUCUCCAGGGAAUGACAGCGGGGCUGACUAACAAUCAGCUCAUCAACACGCCCUUGAAUCUCACUGUCAGCUCAUCCGGUGGCACGGUACCAACAGCCUCGAGUACGACAGCUGCGCCACACCUCCUGCCACCAAGUUCGGCGCCAAUGGUGACAUUACCUCAGCUAUUAUCUCAGCCGCAACCGGUUGCAAUGCCUCAAUUCAUCCUAACGUCCGGUCAAUUGGUUCAAGGCAUUCAAGGGGCUCAGCUUCUUAUCCCUACGUCGCAAGGAAUUGCCACGCAGACCAUAUUGACCAUCCCCGUCAGCCACGUUACCAACAAUCAGAUGGUGAACCUGGCGCUGAGCAACGGACAAGUGGUGUCCACGACCCUGGCCAACCUACAGUCGAUCACCCAGCCCCAGAACAUGCUGAACACGCCGACCAGCAACGGUGACUUCACAGUCCCGACAAGUCCCAGUUUAGCAUCGGGACUGGGCCUGAAUCCAGCAACGCUGCAACAUCUACUGGGCAACAGCUCGGCCAGUCAGCAGCUUCUGAACGCGAUGCAGCCGCAGCAACUGCUCCAAGCAGCGCAAGCUGUACAAGCACAAGUUGCUCAAGCCGCGCAGGCUGUCCAAGCAGCUCAGGCCUCGCAGCAACCGCUUUUGUCGACCUCGCCUCAGCAACACAGCCAUCGACACGGCUCGCACAUGAACCAUUACACGCCGACGGAGAAGCAUCACAGAGAGAGGCCCGAGCAGUCGUCGCCGUUGAACGAGUCCGUGGUAUCCGCAGCAUCGGCGCUCAACAGACUCGCGGCCAGCAACGGGGAAAUCACUAUAACGACGUCGCACGGACACAGUGUCUCCGGUGUCAAGCAAGAGCCCAGCAACAUGCUGCACAGUCCCAAAACGGAGGAGGACGAUCUGCUAAACGAUUCGCCGAAUCAGCCGACCAUCAACGAGACCACGAACAACGUAGUGGACGGGAUCAAUCUGGAGGAGAUCAAGGAGUUCGCGAAGGUGUUCAAAAUGCAGAGAUUGCAUCUGGGUCUGACGCAGACCCAGGUGGGUCAGGCCCUGAGCGUAACCGAGGGUCCAGCUUACAGCCAAAGUGCCAUAUGCAGAUUGUUCCCCAGUGCCCUGGCUACCCAGAUGUACGCUGCCACGCAGAUUGCCUCUCAGCAGCAAGCUACAUUCGAAAAAUUGGACAUCACGCCAAAGAGCGCGCAAAAAAUAAAACCGGUCCUCGAGAAGUGGAUGAAAGAGGCACAAGAGAGUGUGCUUGUUGAUUACAGGUACAAGAGCGGGAUGGGUCCCCUGACGGAGUUCAUGGGGGUGGAGCCGACCAAGAAACGGAAGCGGCGAACUUCGUUCACGCCCCAGGCUCUGGAGGUGCUGACCGCCCAUUUCAAGAGGAAUACUCAUCCGAACGGUACGGACAUCAGCAACCUGGCGGGCAGGCUAGGCUACGACAGGGAGGUGAUAAGGAUUUGGUUCUGCAACAGGAGGCAGGCCCUGAAGAACACGGUGAGAUCGAUGGCGAAGAACGUGAUCUAAAGAUAGUGCGGCGUCGCAUGAAGAACCUGUCGCCACGAACAGAACCAGUGAACAAAAGUGAAGCUUUAAGGACUCGAUCAUUGCGCAGCAGCGGCCGA